Tauraco erythrolophus (red-crested turaco) is the source of this 3852-nucleotide messenger RNA. NCBI's taxonomy places the organism in Eukaryota, Metazoa, Chordata, Aves, Musophagiformes, Musophagidae. The record is from RefSeq and is a predicted model, not a curated record.
AUGCCGGCACACUCCGAGCAGGCGAGGUGCUCGCUCCCUCGCCUGCAGCUUUCCAGCUCGGGCACAUACACGUGCGUGGCGCUGAACGCGGCCGGCCGGGACGAGAAACGUUUCAGCCUCGCCGUCCACGGCAUCGAGGACCUGCAGCAGGAGACGCUGGAUGCUGACGUGGGGACCCCCCUCGUCCUGACCUGCCAAGUGACUGGUGUGCCCGCGCCUGCCGUCACCUGGCUGAAGGACGGGAGCCCGCUGGAGAGCAGCCCAGAGCAGGGCCUGGUGUCUGGGGGGGAGCAGCUCCAGCUCAGCCCCUUGCAGCCCUUCCACCAGGGCCGGUACACCUGCCUGGUGCGGGGCCCAGGCACCACGACACGCAAGGACUUCGUGGUGCUGGUGCGAGUGGCACCCCGGAUAGCCAGCGCGGGGGUCCCCAGCGAGCACAGUGUGCUGGAAGGCAGGGGGGUGAGGCUGGAGUGCCGGGCGGAGGGGCAGCCCACCCCCCAGAUCACCUGGCUGAAGGACGGGCAGCCUCUGGCACUGCAGCCCUCUUCGCAUGCCCGGAUAUCCCUGGAUGGCAGCUCCCUGCUCCUCGAGGGGCUCCAAGCUGCCGAUUCGGGGGCAUACCCCUGCCUGGCCCGAAACAGCGCGGGCGAAGACGCGCGGCUGCACACGCUGAGCGUGCUGGUGACGUUGGAGUGCCGGGUGCGGGGCCCCCCUCCUGUGCACGUGAGCUGGCUGAAGGAUGGGCUGCCCCUGCGCCUGUCCCCCCAUGUCACCCUGUUCUCAGCUGGGCACGUCCUCCGGUGGCUGAUGCUGGCUUUUUCCUUGGCCCCUAGCCCCGCUGGGGAGGACAGCAGGAGCUUCCACGUCAGCGUCCAAGGCUCGUGGUGGAGGGUGAUGCAGGGAGAGCUGCUGAGGGGACUUGGGGAGACCAGCCACAGGCAGCUCCUGGCCGAGGGGCGCUUCCUGCAGAUCCGGGCCGUGGGGGUGGCGGACGGCGGGGAGUACAGCUGCAGGGCCACUACCGCGCUGGGGGACACCAGCCUGCGCGCCCAGGUGGAGGUUCACGUGGCCCCGGAGAUCCGGCCGGGCCCCGAGGAGGUGAGGGCACCGCUCAACGACUCGGUGGUGCUGCCGUGCCAGGCAGAGGGAUGGCCCAUGCCCCGGGUGACAUGGCGGAAGGAUGACCAGCUCCUGCCUCUCCAUGAGAGCAACAGGCUGCAGCUCCUGCCAGGCGGGUCCCUGCAAAUCCACCCUGUUCAGGUCCAGGAUUCGGGCUAUUAUGUCUGCAUGGCAUCCAGCCCCGCUGGCUCCGACCGGCGAGGCCUGGACCUCCACAUCCUGGUCCCUCCCGCCAUUGCCCCCGGCCCCUCCAACCUCACGCUGCUGGCUCAGCGGCCGGCUGCACUGGGCUGCAACGUCUGGGGGUCGCUGCUCACCCCCAGCCCCGGCCCCCAGGACGAGGGGCGGUUCGAGUGCAUCGCCACCAACGCCGCCGGAGAGGCACGCAAGGUCUUCCUCGUGUCUGUCCACGUGCCCCCCACUAUUGCUGACGACCUUACGGAUGUGGCUGUCACCCGGCUGUCCGCUGUGGUCCUCACCUGCUACGCCUCUGGUGUGCCCCCACCCACAGUGUCAUGGAGCAAGGAUGGGGCUCAGCUGGGCAGCCGAGGAGGGGGCUACCGCGUCCUGCCCACAGGGGCCCUGGAGAUCAGGCAGGCGCUGCCUGCACACGCCGGCCGCUACACCUGCACGGCACGGAGCGCUGCUGGCACAGCCCGAAAACAUCUCUGGCUUGUGGUGCAUGAGCCCCCUGCCUUGAAGCCCUUGCCUGGCAUGGUGAUGGUGAUGGUCAACACCAGCGUGGUGCUGUCCUGUGAGGCGACCGGGGUCCCCCGGCCGGAGGUCACCUGGCAGAAGGAUGGUGUUGGCAUCGCUGGAGAGCCCAGGCUGAAGGUGCUCCCCAACGGGCAGCUGCGUCUCCUCCGGGCCUCCCCCGGGGACGCGGGCACCUAUCUGUGCGUGGCCCACAACCCCUCAGGCACUGCUGCAGGGAGGACCAGGCUGAUUGUGCAAGUGCCCCCCGUUAUCGCAGCCGGCCCGGCAGAGCUGGUUGUCCUGAAGGGGAGGGAGACGUUGCUGCCCUGCGCUGCCCGUGGCAUCCCCGAGCCCCGUGUGUCCUGGAGCCGGGAGGGAGCUGCGGUGCAGGGUGGUGGGGGGAAGGCCACUGUCCUGCCCUCUGGGGACCUGCUGCUCCGGGAUGUCCAGAUGGGCUGGAGCCCCCUGCAGCGGGAUGCGGCCACUCAUGCUGACAGCGGGACCUACGUCUGCCAUGCUGAGAACAGCGCUGGUGCCAUCAGGGCCACCGCCUUUGUCUCUGUCAGAGGGGAGCCGCGCCGCGUGCGGGGCAGCCUGGUUGGCGUCAUCAACGCUCACAAGCUCAGCAUCGCCACCCUUGAUGCCAGUGUGCUGGAUGACCCGCGCUCCAGCACUGCCGCCGUCCAGAGCAGCAUUGGCAGCAUCCCACCCGCUGUCGGGCCGCUGAUGCGGGUGCUGGUCGCCAUCAUCGCCCCCGUUUACUGGUCCUUGGCACACACCAGUGGGGAGGCCCGGAGAGGGUUCCUGCUCACCCGGGGCACCUUCCGGCACGAGUCGCAGCUGGAGUUUGGCACAGGGGAGCUGCUGCGGGUCACCCACCUCGCCCGGGGCAUGGAUCCUACUGGUGCUUUGCUGCUGGAGACCGUGAUCAGUGGCUCCGUGCCAGAGAGCAUUGGCAAGGCUGCGGUGCUGCUGCAGGUGCUGGUGCUGCCCGUCCUCCCCGACUUCAGCGAGCGCUAUGUGCAGACGGGCGUGGGGCAGCUCUUGGGGGGCUCGGUGCAGACCUUCGUGUGGGACAGGCACAUCACCCGUGCCCGCUGCAAUCACACCAUCACGUACGACCCCCCUGUGGGCCCGCAGCCCCCCUGGGUGCAGCACAUCCGUGCCAGCGCCAUCAAAGCCUCCUAUGAUCCAGCCUCGGAGAAGCUCCAUUUCCAGCUCCGUGCCUCACUUGACACAGGGACCAACAGAGACCAGUGCCCACCAGGAUUCACUCUGGACCCUCAGCAGCUGUACUGUGUUGAUGUCGAUGAAUGCGCCGAGGGGUCCCACGCCUGCCGCUACAACCAGCUCUGCCAGAACGCCGCAGGGACGUACCGCUGCGCCUGCCCUCCCGGCUACCGCUCACUGGGUGCUGGCUGGCCGUGCUUGGAUGUAAAUGAGUGCCUCCAGUUUCCUCCACCAUGUGCCUUUGAGUGCCGCAACCUGCGGGGCUCCUACGAGUGCCUGUGCCCUCCUGGCAGGACCUUGCUGCCAGGCGGCGAGUGCGGCACAGUGGGGGUGGAGGGAGGGGGCACAAUGGGCAGCACCCCGCAGGACCCCACCCUGCACUGGCCAGGGCCAAGCAGCCGCCCACGGGGACGGACCCUCUACACCCAGCUUGCCCUCCGCCGCGUGGCAAAGGCUGCGGGACUGGAUGCCCGGGGCCCCCCCUGCCCCAUGGGCUUCAUCAAGAGGAAUGGCACCUGUGCCGAUGUGGACGAGUGUGUGGAGGACACGAUCCAGUGUGGCUCCAGCCAGAUGUGCUUCAACACCCGUGGAGGUGCCCAGUGCGUGGAUGUGCCAUGCCCGGCUGGGUACCAGAGAGGCUCCAGCCCUGGCCCCUUUGCCCUCCGCACCGAAAGUGGCCGUGGCAUUGUCUUCACCCUGCGCCCGCUGAGGGACCCUGGCACCCCCCCCCUAAUGGCGACCUUGGGCGGGCAACGGGCACCCAGCAUCUUCCUCCUCCUCAUCUCCAUCUCGCCCUACCCCUACUGA